Molecule: messenger RNA, 1773 nt
Organism: Ceratina calcarata
Lineage: Eukaryota; Metazoa; Arthropoda; Insecta; Hymenoptera; Apidae
Exons: 3
Coding region: 672-992 (106 amino acids)
Source: RefSeq, a predicted model, not a curated record
AUUUCAGUUGCCUAUUUUACAUAUUCCUCUGUCAAAAAUUAGACAGUGCAAUUGUUAAAUGAAUUAUAACAAAUUAUAUCUGAAAUUGGUUGAGCAAAAUAUUUCAUGUUCCGCAAAUUGCACUGAAUCACAGGUAGAACUCAACAGGUGUCAAGCUCUGUAUAUCGCGUUUCGUUUGUUACUUGUAGUACCGUAAUAGUGUAGGGGUAGAGCUGUAGGUGUGAACGCACAAAAAAUUUUGUUGGUUUUUCUAGCCGAGUGAACGUUAUGGAAUUGUGUGGCUUUGCGAAAUGUGUUAUAAAAACCAAUUUGUAUGGGUAGAUCAAGCCGUAGUAUCGAUACUUUCUCUAAAUACAAGUAUUACUAUGUAUUCGAUUUCACUUUGAUGUAACACAAGUCGUGCUGGGUUUUUGCAAAAUAAAAAACGGGAUUUCUGAGUGAGAUGAAAUUUAAUAAGAUCUACACACAGUAGCAUAACGGUACAAACAGGUAAUCCAGGUUGUUGGUAUAGAAAGGAAGCAAAUAUAUGAUCGCGGUGAACCGACGAAUGAAACGCGGAUAUUGAAGAUCGCGAUGCCAAGGGAGUAGGAUAGAAGCUGGUACGAGCAAGCACUGAUAAAAAUCUUAGAUUCCAUUAACCUGCCUCGAUCAGCGAAUAUAAUGGCUCUUCUAUGUGCGAUGAAGCAUCAAUAGCAUCGUGGUCGACGACAGAAGAGCCUUUUAGUACCGAAGAAGAGGACGCGAUAGUGACGUUGGUAGUAGUUGUAGCCGGUAUCAUUGUUGCUAUAGUGAUACUUUUUUCAAUGGGAUUAUUUAUCGACUGCAAGCAUCAGCAGAAGAAUGCUCUAAACAAGAAGAAGUUGAAAUUGAAAAUGCCUCCGAUUUCGCGAACGAGGAAAAGUCAAAAGGAAGAUGUGAAGUCGUUGGCAGCGGACAUGUGUCCGAACAGUGCUACCGACGCUGGAUUUCGAACACGGGACGUGAUAGUCUGACCAAUUCAUGAUUGAUACGUCUAUCUUCAACCCGAAUGAGAGCUCGCUAUACUUGAAUCGAGUUGUGAAAAAAUUGGCAAAGUAAAUUAUAAACGCUUGUGUUUUUGCAACUGCGAUAAUACAGUUGAUAUAUGGAAGAAAGAGUGCUCGCAUCAAUGACCUCGACUUAAUACAGUGAACUGUCGUGUUUGAAGUAGGCGCAAAACUGCAAAAGCACACAUAAGCUUCUUUUGCCAAGAAGCCUGUUUAUACGCGUAAAACUGUGAUUUACGUAUCCCUAUUUAUGUAUCAACAAUUUAUUGAUAUCCUUCGAUCGUAUCGAUCGAUUCGUAUAUGCAGUUAAAAAUGUCUCUCUUCAUGAACAAAGAAAUUUCGUUCCAAAGUAAUAGUUUUAAGAUAUAAUACGUACACGAAGAUCAACGAUAUGCGUUCAAACAACGAUACUUGCUCAAUUCAAUUGGAUUAAGUACGAAAAUGGAAAAAAGUAUGUGUGUCGACUAAAAUAGGAUUGUGUCUAGCGGUUUUCUAAAGUCUAGUCGUUCUUUCGGACUUGUAAAGUUUUGUCAUACGAUGAAACAUCGCAACGUGUUAACAAUAACUUCAUCACCAUUAACUGAAUCGACUGGCAAAUUAUGAAAUUCGAAAAAAUACUGACUUUAACCGGAGUAGUAAGUCCACAUAUGUACGAUAUGUGAACGCGUCGGUAUUCAAUAGAAAUUUUAGUAUUAUUUCGAGGACGUGUGUCUAUUUAUACGUAAAUUACGUGUAUAUAGGAAAGUGA